Messenger RNA from Rattus norvegicus (Norway rat), 1206 nucleotides. RefSeq names its product defective in cullin neddylation 1 domain containing 5 (gene Dcun1d5). NCBI's taxonomy places the organism in Eukaryota, Metazoa, Chordata, Mammalia, Rodentia, Muridae. The record is from RefSeq and is marked provisional. Bases 241 to 954 code for a protein of 237 amino acids. Gene Ontology annotation, cellular component: spindle; nucleus. The transcript has 8 exons.
CGACUACUGAAGGUGCCGCGCUGUCGGCGUUCGCUUCCCCUGGAAAAGCCCGAGCCGCGUUAUCGCCGGGCUUAGCGCUGCGCUGCCCCGAAUCGCCCCUAAAGAGGAAACCCGAGGCGAGGUCGCGCCUCGGUCCUCCGCUGCGGUCCCUGGCAGGCGGGAGCCGGCGCUGCGGGGCCUGCGGCGGAGCGCGAUACCCCUCCCCGGCCGCCCUGUCCACCUUGCCGGGGAAGGCGGAAGAUGCCAGUGAAGAAGAAGAGAAAAGCUCCCGGAGUGGCAGCGGCGGUCGCGGAAGACGCGGGCCUCAAAAAGUGUAAAAUCUCCAGCUAUUGCAGAUCCCAGCCUCCUGCUAGACUCAUCAGUGGAGAGGAAGAUUUUUCAAGAAAGAAGUGCCUGGCUUGGUUUUAUGAGUAUGCAGGUCCUGAUGAAGUUGUAGGGCCAGAAGGAAUGGAAAAGUUUUGUGAAGACAUUGGUGUUGAACCUGAAAAUAUUAUUAUGUUAGUUUUAGCGUGGAAAUUGGAGGCUGAAAGCAUGGGAUUUUUUACCAAGGAAGAAUGGUUAAAGGGAAUGACUUCAUUACAGUGUGACUGCACAGAAAAGUUACAAAGCAGGUUUGACUUCCUGCGCUCACAGCUGAACGACAUCUCGUCAUUUAAGAACAUCUACAGAUACGCCUUUGAUUUUGCAAGGGAUAAAGAUCAGAGAAGCCUUGAUAUUGAUACUGCUAAGUCUAUGCUAGCUCUGCUGCUUGGGAGGACGUGGCCACUUUUUUCAGUAUUUUACCAGUACCUGGAGCAAUCAAAGUAUCGUGUUAUGAACAAAGAUCAGUGGUACAAUGUAUUAGAAUUCAGCAGAACAGUUCAUGCCGAUCUUAGUAACUACGAUGAAGACGGCGCUUGGCCUGUUCUUCUUGAUGAGUUUGUUGAGUGGCAAAAAAUCCGUCAAACAUCAUAGCAAGAACUGUUGUGAAGACAAUGCAAACCUUGUGAAGAAAAUGCAAAGAGGAGGGAGAAUACACAGAGUGCAUUUUCACUCACGAAAGACUUCUCAUAGUACUUUUUCCUUUUUUUUAAAGGAAGUUUUCUUGUUACAUGUGAUGGGCAUUGAGCCACAUGUCUUCUGAGACUGAAUAUUGACAUUUUUGUUUCAAGUUAUGUUUUUAACAUUUAUUUCAGAACAAUAAAGAUUCAGAUUUGUGACAAAGGC